AUGAAUUAUUUUUUUGGAAGAAAUAAUAAUGCUGAUGAUAAUAUUAGCCAAAAUAAAAUUGAAACUGUUAAAGAUUCUAUAAUUUCUGACCAUUUAGAAGAGAGACGGCGUUCAAUGUCAUCUGAGACUGAUUCAAUAGUAUUAGAUGAUAAUAAACAUUCUUAUAUUCACGAUAUUACUCAAAGAAAAGGUAGUAUUUGUCGUAUUAUUUUAGGUCCAGAUACAGGGCUUUUUGGUACACAUAUUCCUGAAACUCAUCAAUCAAAAAAAGUUACACUUGAUGAUUUUAUGACUCAAUAUAAUAAAUAUCAAAUUAAUGGUACUGGUUUCAAAAAGGAAGAUUAUUUAAAGAAAAAAUAA
Strongyloides ratti is the source of this 360-nucleotide messenger RNA. RefSeq lists its product as hypothetical. Lineage: Eukaryota; Metazoa; Nematoda; Chromadorea; Rhabditida; Strongyloididae. The transcript has a single exon. Bases 1 to 360 code for a protein of 119 amino acids. The record is from RefSeq and is a predicted model, not a curated record.